GCCUUAGGUAGCUUUCUUUCUUACCUCAUCUGCCAAUUCAACAUCAAAUAUCUAUCAAUCUGCGUGCCUCUCCAGCAUCACUUACAAUGUGCACCAUACAGUUCGUUCGCUGCUUGUAGGCCCAACAUUUCAUAAAAAUCAAAAGGUUAACACACGUAGCCAAGUAUAAUCGCGAUUAAGAACUUGUACCAGAUCGUGGUAUCCUCUCAAGCCUCUUGCAUGCAAACUUGAUGGGUAACGUUUUUGAGACGGCAUUAAUGCAGAAGUGCUAUACUUAAGUCUAUCAUCAUCACCUACCUACCUACCUACCUACCUACCUACCUACCUACCUACCUAUAAUCAUACACAUCCAACGCAACGGGCUGGCGGGCUGGUCUACCUAUCAAUCUAUUGUACCCUAACGAAGCAGAUGAGCUCUCAUCAAUCUCGUUCGUCAUCAUCACCUUAGCAGCUCGGGGCUUCACGUCUGGAGCCCUGCGCGUAGAGCAGACUCUGUACGUAACAGCAUCCAAGAUAAAGCCGUGACAAGAUGAAGUUCUUCAUAGACGACCUUCCGGUGCUCUUUCCGUACCCUCGGAUAUACCCCGAGCAAUAUGCCUACAUGUGCGAUCUCAAGAGGACUCUCGACGCCGGCGGCCACUGUGUCCUGGAGAUGCCCUCAGGCACCGGCAAGACCGUUUCACUGCUGUCUCUCAUCGUCGCCUACCAGCAGCAUUACCCCGAGCAUCGAAAACUCAUAUAUUGUUCCCGUACCAUGUCCGAGAUUGAAAAGGCCCUGGCUGAGCUGAAAGCUCUCAUGAAGUUUCGCGCUGAUGAGCUGGGUCAUGUCGAAGAGUUUCGCGGCCUUGGCCUGACCAGCCGCAAGAACCUCUGCCUGCACCCUUCCGUCAAGAGGGAAAAGAGUGGUGCUAUCGUCGAUGCACGUUGCAGGAGUUUGACUGCCGGCUUUAUUAAGGAAAAGAAGGAUAAGGGCGAGAGUGUUGAUACCUGCAUAUACCACGACAACCUUGACCUUCUCGAGCCACACAAUCUCAUCCCCAACGGAGUCUGGACCUUCGACGGCUUGUUGAGGUAUGGAGAGCAGCACAAGCAAUGUCCCUACUUCACUGCGAGGCGCAUGAUGCAAUAUUGUAACGUCAUCAUUUACUCCUACCAUUACCUUCUAGACCCCAAGAUAGCCGAGCGCGUCUCCAAGGAAUUCUCUAAAGAUUGUAUCGUCGUGUUCGAUGAGGCCCAUAACAUUGACAAUGUGUGCAUCGAAUCCUUAAGCACUGAUAUAACGGAGGAUUCUCUACGCAAGGCUACCCGGGGUGCCGUUAAUCUUGAACAGAAAAUCACUGAGAUGAAAGAGACGGACAGGGAGCAGCUCGAAAACGAGUAUCAGAAGCUCGUUGAAGGCCUUCGCGAUGCUGAUGAGGCUCGCCAGGAAGAUUCAUUCAUGGCAAAUCCAGCCUUGCCCGAUGACUUGCUCAAGGAGGCCGUCCCUGGCAACAUUCGAAGGGCCGAACAUUUCACGGCCUUCCUAAAAAGAUUCAUAGAAUACCUGAAGACUCGCAUGAAGGUUCGGCAGGUUAUAUCAGAGACGCCGCCAUCAUUCCUGUCUCACUUGAAGGAACAUACAUUCAUCGAGAAAAAGCCACUGAGAUUCUGUGCCGAGAGGUUAACGUCGCUGGUAAGAACAUUAGAGCUUACCAACAUCGAAGACUACCAACCUCUUCAAGAAGUCGCAACAUUUGCCACACUGGUAGCUACCUAUGAGAAAGGCUUUGUUCUCAUUCUGGAGCCGUUUGAAUCAGAUACAGCUGAGGUCCCUAAUCCCGUUCUUCAUUUCACUUGUCUCGAUGCCGCUAUCGCUAUCAAGCCUGUAUUUGACAGAUUCAGCUCCGUCAUCAUCACGUCGGGGACAAUGUCGCCCCUAGAAAUGUACCCGAAGAUGCUUGACUUCCCGACAGUUGUGCAGGAGUCAUAUACUAUGACGCUAGCAAGGCGAUCGUUUCUACCGAUGAUCGUCACUCGUGGUAGUGACCAGGCGCCAGUUUCCACCAGUUUUCAAGUCCGAAAUGAGCCGAGUGUGGUCCGCAACUAUGGCAAUCUCCUAACGGAGUUCGCCAGGAUUACGCCUGAUGGCAUGGUGGUCUUCUUCCCAUCCUAUCUUUACAUGGAAUCCAUUAUCAGCAUGUGGCAGGGCAUGGGUAUUCUAGAUGAAGUAUGGAAGUACAAGCUCAUCCUAGUCGAAACGCCCGACGCGCAAGAAACUUCUCUCGCCCUUGAAACGUACCGCACAGCGUGUUGCAACGGGAGAGGCGCGGUCUUGCUGUGCGUCGCCCGCGGCAAGGUCUCCGAGGGAAUCGAUUUCGACCAUCAAUACGGGCGAACGGUGUUGUGCAUCGGCGUCCCGUUCCAAUACACGGAAUCGCGCAUCCUCAAGGCACGCCUCGAAUUCCUGCGGGAAACAUACCGCAUCCGCGAAAACGACUUCCUCUCCUUCGACGCUAUGCGCCACGCGGCGCAGUGUCUAGGUCGCGUGCUCCGAGGCAAAGACGACUACGGCAUCAUGGUGCUAGCGGACCGCCGGUUCCAGAAGAAGCGCCCGCAGCUGCCCAAGUGGAUCAACCAGGCCAUGCACGACGUCGACAGCAACCUGAGCACGGACAUGUCCAUCAUCACGGCGCAGCGGUUCCUGCGGGACAUGGCGCGGCCCUUCAAGGCCAAGGACCAGGAGGGCAUCAGCAUGUGGAGUCUGCAGGACCUGAAGGCCCAUCAGCAGAAGGUCGACGAGGAGAGGAUCAAGGAGCUGCAGAGCCGGGACGACGACGCCGUCAUCGCGGCGCUGCGCAAGGCCCAGGCGCAGAAGGCGUUCGAUGACGACUACGAUAUGGACGACGACGACCUCGAUGAGGAAAUGAUGCAGCUUGAUGGUGCUUGAACGCGGUUUGGGUAAUUCGUAAACCUAAACUCCGCUCUUGGUAUCGUAUCUUAUGCCUGCAUCGGGGAAUUUGAAGAAAAUGCAAAACUUACCUGUGGGUGUUUAUGAAGGGUGCAUAUAGCUAGAUUUCUAAUCCAUAGGUCAAUCAGAGGGGAACGGGAUUCUACUGUCAAGAUUGGAUGAAUGCUGUCAACAUGUAAUCGAAUAC
Molecule: messenger RNA, 3134 nt
Organism: Xylaria bambusicola
Lineage: Eukaryota; Fungi; Ascomycota; Sordariomycetes; Xylariales; Xylariaceae
Product: putative excision repair protein rhp3
Exons: 2
Coding region: 530-2926 (798 amino acids)
Biological process (GO): positive regulation of mitotic recombination; transcription by RNA polymerase II; nucleotide-excision repair
Cellular component (GO): nucleus
Molecular function (GO): damaged DNA binding; DNA helicase activity; ATP binding
Source: RefSeq, a predicted model, not a curated record